CGCGCUCGCCACACUUCCUGUUGAUCCGGGUCGGCUGAGCGCUGGGCUGGGCUGGUGCGCGGUGGACACUGACUAGGCGUGGGCGCGCGCGAGGCUGCUGCCGGCACUGAGCGUCCGCCUCCUCGCCUAAGCAGCGUCUCCGGCAGCGCCUCCCGCCUUCCGUCCUUCCAUCCGCCCCUCGGCCAGGCCGCGCAGCAUCAUGCCCGCCGUGGACAAGCUCCUUCUGGAGGAGGCGUUGCAGGACAGCCCCCAGACGCGCUCUUUGCUGAGCGUAUUUGAAGAAGAUGCCGGCACCCUCACGGACUAUACCAACCAGCUGCUCCAGGCCAUGCAGCGCGUCUACGGAGCCCAGAAUGAGAUGUGCUUGGCCACUCAACAGCUUUCUAAACAACUGCUGGCGUAUGAAAAGCAGAAUUUUGCUCUUGGCAAAGGAGACGAAGAAGUGAUUUCUACACUCCACUAUUUUUCCAAGGUAGUGGAUGAGCUCAACGUUCUCCAUACUGAGCUGGCUAAACAGUUGGCCGACACAAUGGUUCUACAUAUUAUACAGUUUCGAGAAAAGGAUCUCACAGAAGUAAGCACUUUAAAGGAUCUCUUUGGACUCGCCAGCAAUGAGCAUGACCUCUCAAUGGCAAAAUAUAGCAAGCUUCCUAAAAAAAAGGAGAAUGAAAAGGUGAAGACGGAGGUGGUGAGUGAAGUUGCAGCUGCGCGGCGGAAGCAGCAUCUCUCAUCGCUGCAGUACUACUGUGCCCUGAACGCGCUGCAGUACCGCAAGCGCAUCGCCAUGAUGGAACCCCUGAUGGGCUUUGCCCGUGGACAGAUUAACUUCUUUAAGAAGGGAGCAGAGAUGUUUUCCAAAAACAUGGACUCCUUAUUAGCCUCCGCUGCUGACAUGGUUCAGAGCAUUCAAGUGGAGCUGGAAGCUGAAGCGGAAAAGAUGCGGGUGUCCCAGCAAGAAUUGCUUUCUGUUGACAAAUCUGCAUACACCCCAGACUCCGAUAUAGCUGCACCUCAGAUCAACAGGAACCUCAUCCAGAAGGCUGGAUACCUUAAUCUUAGAAAUAAAACAGGGCUGGUCACCACCACCUGGGAGCGACUGUACUUCUUCACCCAAGGCGGAAACCUCAUGUGUCAGCCCAGGGGUGCCGUGGCCGGAGGCUUGAUCCAGGAUCUGGACAACUGCUCAGUGAUGGCAGUGGACUGUGAAGACCGCCGAUACUGCUUCCAGAUCACCACCCCAAAUGGAAAAUCGGGAAUAAUCCUGCAGGCAGAGAGCAGAAAGGAAAAUGAAGAGUGGAUCUGUGCCAUCAACAACAUCUCUAGACAGAUCUACCUGACUGACAACCCAGAGGCCGUUGCCAUCAAGCUGAAUCAGACGGCGCUGGAAGCAGUGACUCCCAUCACAAGCUUCGGGAAAAAACAAGAAAACUCGUCCCCUAGUCAAAACCUGAAAAACUCAGAGAUGGAAAAUGACCAGACUGUGCCCAAAGUAACAACCAGUAUGCCUGAAGCCGAACAGCUGAUUGCCCCUGGGACACCUAUUCAGUUCGAUAUUGUACUUCCUGCUACAGAAUUCCUGGAUCAGAACCGAGGGAGCAGGCGGAUCAACCCUUUUGGUGAAACGGAGGAUGACACAUUUCCAGAAGCAGAAGAUUCUCUUUUGCAGCAGAUGUUCAUAGUUCGGUUUUUGGGAUCCAUGGCAGUUCAAACAGACAGCACCGCUGAAGUGAUUUAUGAGGCGAUGAGACAAGUGCUGGCUGCUCGCGCCAUUCAUAACAUCUUCCGCAUGACAGAGUCUCAUCUGAUGGUCACCAGUCAAACUCUGAGGUUGAUAGAUCCUCAGACUCAAGUAACAAGGGCCAACUUUGAGCUUACCAGUGUCACACAGUUUGCUGCUCAUCAAGAGAACAAGAGACUGGUUGGCUUUGUCAUCCGCAUUCCUGAGUCCACAGGAGAAGAAUCUCUGAGCACUUACAUCUUUGAAAGUAACUCAGAAGGCGAAAAGAUAUGUUAUGCUAUUAAUUUGGGAAAAGAAAUUAUUGAGGUUCAGAAGGACCCAGAAGCACUGGCUCAGUUAAUGCUGUCCACGCCACUAACCAAUGAUGGGAAAUUUGUUCUGUUAAAUGAUCAACCAGAUGACAAUAAUGGAUGUCCGAGUGAACAUAGAGGCGCAGAAUCUGAAGCGUAACUCAC
Molecule: messenger RNA, 2193 nt
Organism: Chrysochloris asiatica (Cape golden mole)
Lineage: Eukaryota; Metazoa; Chordata; Mammalia; Afrosoricida; Chrysochloridae
Gene: APPL2
Product: adaptor protein, phosphotyrosine interaction, PH domain and leucine zipper containing 2
Exons: 21
Coding region: 200-2188 (662 amino acids)
Biological process (GO): signaling
Cellular component (GO): endosome membrane; cytoplasm
Molecular function (GO): protein binding
Source: RefSeq, a predicted model, not a curated record